CAACAAUCGCUGAUAUCAUUGUUUUUUCACUCAAAAACACAUCUCUUGCAGUCAUUUAUGUCUCAUUUGAUGACCAUUUCAUCCAAACAGACGUCGAUUACAAUCACUAUCACUUGACCGCAAGAAUGGCAGCGCUUCUUAAGAACCAGAUAUUGAAACACCUCUCGAAGUUCACGAAGAACUUAUCGCCCGAUAAACUGAACAUAAGUGCAAUCAAAGGGUGUUGUGAUGUCCACAACAUUGAGCUGAACGAAGAGGUGCUGAUGGAUCUGUUGGAACUGCCCGUCUGGAUGUCGUUGACCCGUGCCUUCUGUAAUCACGUGUCACUGAAGGUCCAGUGGAUGAAACUGAAGACUGUUCCCAUAUAUCUGGCUUUGGAUGAAGUGGUGGUUGAGAUCGAGACCUGCGAAGACUUCAGGCGAGGCUCUAAAACCAAUGCUAAUAAGAGUCCGCAAAAUAACAGUGAUUCCGGUAAAUAUGGUUUUGCCGACCGAGUGGUCGAUGGUAUGACUCUUACCAUCAAUUCGGUUGUAAUUACCUUUCGGUCCAAAGUUUUCAACGCAUCCCUACAAUUGUCGCGACUAAUGAUCGAAAGUCGAAGUCCUAAUUGGAAACGGAAUGUAGACCUGAGGUUAACCCGCAUUAAAGACCCAAAUAGAGGCCAAAUACUGAUAUUCAAACACUUGGAGUGGCAGACACUGCGCUUCGAGGCGAAGGCCGAGUCCACUAUAAUGCAGACACCGCUUCGGCUCAUCACAAACCAGGCCUCGUGUCGGAUCACUAUUAAGAAAAAGCUGAGCGACUGUUCAGCACUCGGCGCUAGAAUUAUGUUUAUAUUUGACGACCUGUUAUGGGUCUUAACCGACGCCCAACUCUUGUCUGCUCUGCAUUUCGCUGACUAUUUGACUCAAUUGAUCCGAAGAGCGCCGCGAACUAAGCAUUUCAAUGAUAUCACUCCUCUGUCGCCCACAUUCUCCUCACUCAAGAACCUGAGCGCCAGUUCCGCUCAAACGGCACAGUCAGCCGUCAGUCGACUCUUUAGCCAAUACGACAUCAUUGAGACCUCUCAUCACCUGUUCAUUAGUCGCAUUGAAGUGCAUUUAUGCGAUGAUUUGGACCCAAAUAAUGGCCGCUCUCUUCACCCUAGCCUUAAAGACGGCGGCGCUCUUCAGAUAACUAUCUCUAAACUAGUGAUCGAUGUCUAUCCAUAUCAAAAAGUGAUAUCAAACCGCAAUCAUUGGCUCAGAUAUUCAGACCCUUCUUCGAGUCGCAGUCAUUGGAUUAAUGAACACUUGCAGUCAUUUCUUGAGAAGAGGUCCAAAACGAUGUCAUCGCCGUCGGGAACAGUUCGGCCACAAUCGCGGUCUGCUUUAAGUCAACUCAUGUCUAGAGUAAUGCUCAUUCGUUUGGGUGAUUAUUCUGUGAGUUGUGUCACAACUAAUACGACCACUAAAUUAAAGCUCAACGAGAAACUGGUGGCAACUGAUAAGUCGGCGCCACUUCCCGACGAUAUGAUGGCUUUCUAUAUGGAAAUUAAUAAUUAUUAUUACGUGGACUCUAACGAUGCGGUCCCGGAAUCGACAGCAUUCGUACACUUGGCUCCACUUAAAGUCAAUUUUGAUUCACUCACACUCUUAUGGCUGAACGCGUUUCAGUCUAAUCUUCACAACGCAAUGGUUAGACUCCAAGAAAUGCUUCCCAAAGAGGAGAAACAACGACUCAAUACGAGAAUCGAGUGUUUAAUGCCUUUGGUUUCAAUUAAAUGUCCCGAUAGUUACGAAUUCAGUUCUUUUGAGAUUAAGAGCGCAAGAAUUGUGGCCACAAAUUGUGAGACAGAGAGUGCGAGCUUUGAUGAACUCAAUAAACUAAUGGAAAGUAUGGGCGACACGGGAUUCAUGUACGACAGGCAGUCAUUUCCGUGGCUCCAAACGGAUCCCAAACCCAUUUCGGAUCACUUUUUGACGAAUUUAGCAAAAUUGAAGACCAAAGACAAUUCGCAAGACAUUUGGACGCUUCGGAUGGAGCCCUUGUGGGCAGAGUUCAGGAAUAGGAGGACUAAUAAGUUUGUGUCACUUUUAGAUCCGCUUCCCAUUACUCUGUGGGCAUUCGAGUCGCCGACAAUUGGCGACAAAUUGAGUGAUAAUUUAGAGCCAAAUCUAAGUCUUUUAUUAUGCAUAUCAUCGGCAGUGAAGGUACAGAUAAAUCACAGCCAAUACAUGUUUUUGAUGCGCUUUUUGGAACAAUUGGGCGAAUUUGGGGUUCAGAUGAAUUCGGACACAAUCACAAUACAGGCCAACGGCAACGCUUCCGAUGAGAACCUAUUUAAGAGCAUAUCAUUGAUUUCAUCCAUUCCUCACAUCGAACUCACUCUCAAACUUAAUGAAGAAUUUCAAACCUCUAGAAGUAUUGGAAUAUCACCGCAACAGUCAGUAUUGGAUUUAAGGUCGCCUUCAGUUUUGGAUAAACUAUCGGUUGAUUCCGAGAUUCAGAGGACAGUCGACAACAAUUCAAUUCAUAAAUUGAUUGACUCUUCAUUUGUGUCUAAAUCGCAGAGCGAUUCCCUUCUUAGCGGCAGUUCUGUUAACUUUGAUCACAACAACCGAUUCGCACAAAGUGUGGACAACAAUAGGUUACACAAGGACUUGAAGGACAGCCCACCGAUGGCCACAUCGCUGAACGCCAUUCCCGCUCACCUUAAGCUACAAAACGCAUCACUCGUUACGUUCAAGAAGUCUCCUGUAAAUAGCGAUGCCUUGAGUUUAAGUAACUCUACAUUCACUGAAUCGGGUCUUACGGACUGUUCGCCUAUCGAUGACGACAACCGAUCCAUUAGAAGUGAUUUGUCCGCAGAGAGCGAUCAGUUCGUUGUCGUCGGCUUCGAGACCAUGACUCGAGAAGAAGAAGAGGACAUCUUUAGUACAAACCGUAUCGAAGCGGCCGAUGAAGUGACGGAACACUCUGUGGUUGAGUCGCCGUCUGACGACUCGGACGCCGUCGACACGAGUCCAUCCAAUUCGGUGACCGAAAAUCCACUGACCGUUACUUUGGUUCAGAUAAAGAUCCAAAAUCUAAGUCUCGCUCAACAGUCAAAAGGAUUUCAUUCAAAGAUAUUGAUGCGAACAUCGGAUGUCUUAUUGUCUGAAUUCAUUAAAAUACCGUUCAAUGAAUACCAGACACUCGUUAAUCAAAGGGUUGUGAAUAACACUAACAAUACACUGAAUUCAGCGAAUAGUAUGAGUUCUGAAGUGAAGCUUCGGUUGGAAUCGUUUGCAAAACUCAAUCUGAAAGACGAGUUAAUCUCUGUUUUAGUCAACAAUUUGGAGCUAACGCUACACAUGGACUCAGUUAUGCUUUUAAACGAUUUCAUUACCGAUCCGGACAUGGCUUACGUCCCGCCGACUAAUAUUCUGUUGAAUAACGUAUGCAUUACUCUAAUGGACGAUAAGGUGAGUGCACCGCCGCUGGCUCUCAAAGUGCCCCACCUUUCGGUCCAAAGGGAUCGAUACAAUCAAAUGACUGUCACUCCGCUCAACACAAAUGUCAGCGCACAUACGGAACAGCUAUUGACUCCACAUUUGAAAUUACGGCUACGAAAUGGACAGAGAAGUGACUCGUCUAUCGAUUUGGCCACUAAUGAGAAGAGGGAACCAAACGAUGACAACGAUGUGUUGGAUCAGGUGUUGAAGAAGAACGAGAUUCUUACGGAACAAAUGCAGAGAUUAGUGAUCCUCUUAUAUCUCGACUUCUUCGUUUAG
Molecule: messenger RNA, 3755 nt
Organism: Medioppia subpectinata
Lineage: Eukaryota; Metazoa; Arthropoda; Arachnida; Sarcoptiformes; Oppiidae
Source: the annotation of a GenBank genome assembly